CAAGUUGCUCUCUCUUACUGCUCAAUCACCACUCUUAUCUCUCUCUGGGAAUCAAAAAUCGGCAAUCGGAGAAUCUCGUCGGAAAAUUCAAACAUGCCCGGCGUCAGAGGUCCUUCAGAUUACUCGCGGGAGCCGCCUCGACAUCCGAGCCUCAAAAUCAAUGCCAAGGAGCCUUUCAACGCUGAGCCGCCGCGCUCGGCUCUCGGAGCCGCUUACGUCACUCCGGUGGAUUUGUUCUACAAGAGAAACCACGGUCCUAUUCCAGUAGUCGAUGACAUCCACAGCUACUCUGUUUCGAUUACCGGAUUGAUCGAAAAUCCGAAGCAGCUGUUUCUCAAGGAUAUCAAGGCGCUCCCCAAGUAUAAUGUCACUGCCACAUUGCAGUGUGCAGGUAAUAGAAGGACAGCUAUGAGCCAAACUAGGACUGUCAAGGGAGUAGGGUGGGAUGUUUCUGCUAUAGGAAAUGCUGUAUGGGGUGGUGCGAAAUUGGCUGAUGUACUUGAACUUGUGGGAGUACGAAAAUUUACGGGCGUAACUAAAUAUGGCGGAAAACAUGUUGAGUUUGUCAGCGUUGAUAGGUGUAAGGAGGAAAAUGGAGGCCCGUACAAAGCAUCAAUUCCACUGGUUCAAGCCACUAGCCCAGAAGCAGAUGUUUUGCUUGCUUAUGAGAUGAAUGGAGAGACCCUAAACAGAGAUCAUGGGUAUCCAUUGCGUGUGGUUGUACCUGGUGUCAUUGGUGCCCGUUCUGUUAAAUGGCUUGAUUCUAUUAAUGUUAUUGCAGAAGAAUGUCAGGGCUUCUUUAUGCAAAAAGACUAUAAAAUGUUUCCACCGUCGGUAAACUGGGAUAACAUUAAUUGGUCCAGCAGGAGGCCACAAAUGGAUUUUCCGGUCCAGUGUGUAAUUUGUUCUUUGGAGGAUGUGAAUGCGUUAAAGCCUGGAAAGGUGAAAGUUAGUGGGUAUGCAGCAUCAGGAGGUGGUCGUGGCGUUGAGAGAGUUGAUGUGUCUGUUGAUGGUGGCAAUACCUGGGUUGAAGCAUCUAGACAUCAGAAAACUGGCAUUCCAUAUAUUGCCGAGGCCACAUGCAGUGAUAAAUGGGCAUGGGUACUUUUUGAGGCCAUGGUUGAUAUCCAUCAGAGCACCCAAAUUGUUGCAAAAGCAGUGGAUUCAGCAGCAAAUGUACAACCUGAAAAAGUGGAGGACAUUUGGAACUUGAGAGGGAUACUGAACACCUCAUGGCACAGAGUACAAGUUCGAGUUGGACACUCAAAUUUGUAGACCAAAACAACACGAGAGACUAAGAAAAAUGAUGCGUAAAGUACCUGAAAGUUGUAAUCUGUUUGGAUAACAUUGACCAGGUUCUCCUACAUUUUCCAUGUGUAAGAUAUAAAAUGUUUAUUGUUUGUUUGCUACCUAUGUUAAGACUUCUGAGACGGUUGUUGAAGAGUAUUUGGUCGAAUAUUUAGUUGGUAGUUGUGUUUAAGUCGU
Argentina anserina (silverweed cinquefoil) is the source of this 1485-nucleotide messenger RNA. RefSeq names its product sulfite oxidase. The record is from RefSeq and is a predicted model, not a curated record. Gene Ontology annotation, cellular component: mitochondrion. Bases 94 to 1275 code for a protein of 393 amino acids. Gene Ontology annotation, biological process: sulfur compound metabolic process. The transcript is spliced from 12 exons. Lineage: Eukaryota; Viridiplantae; Streptophyta; Magnoliopsida; Rosales; Rosaceae. Gene Ontology annotation, molecular function: molybdenum ion binding; heme binding; molybdopterin cofactor binding.